Molecule: messenger RNA, 1124 nt
Organism: Mucor mucedo
Lineage: Eukaryota; Fungi; Mucoromycota; Mucoromycetes; Mucorales; Mucoraceae
Product: hydroxyacylglutathione hydrolase
Exons: 4
Coding region: 79-834 (251 amino acids)
Molecular function (GO): hydroxyacylglutathione hydrolase activity
Source: RefSeq, a predicted model, not a curated record
UUAUUAAAAUAUCGAUUCAUUUGUUUUUAUUCUCUCUCUUUUUUUUUUUCUUUUAACUCUUUUUAUUAUUAUUCAAAAAUGAAAAUCAUUCCUAUUCCUGCACUCGAAGACAACUAUUCUUAUAUUUUGAUUGAUGAAAAAACAAAAGAAGCUGCAGUGAUUGACCCCGUUGAACCUAUUAAAAUCUUAAAUGUCAUUAGUCAAACUGGAGCCAAAUUAUCCAGUGUCUUUGCCACACAUCAUCAUUGGGAUCACUCUGGCGGAAACAUAGAAUUAGUGGCCAAAAAACCUGGAUUAGCCGUAUAUGGUGCAGAUGCCCGUAUACCAGAAAUAAAUUAUGUAUGCAAAGACAGAGAAGAAUUCAAGUUGGGCUCAUUAGAUAUUACACCACUCCAUACACCGUGUCAUACCAAGGGUCAUGUUUGUUAUUAUGUAGUGGAUCCAAAUACAGGAGAAAGAGCCGUGUUUACAGGAGAUACAUUAUUUAUUGGUGGUAUCGGUAAAUUCUUUGAAGGUGACGCUCGUGACAUGUAUCGUAUCUUGUUUCAUAUUAUUACAAAAUUACCCGAUGAUACCUGGGUUUAUUGUGGACACGAAUACACAAAGAAUAACCUAAAGUUCGCCUUGUCAAUUGAUCCACACAAUGAGAAUUUACAAGCCAAAUGGGGUUGGUGUCAAGAUAAAUCCAUUACUGUUCCUUCCACAAUUGGACAAGAGAAAUUAUAUAAUCCAUUCUUAAGAGUGAACGAACAAUCCAUGCAACACGUUGUAGGUAAAAGCGACCCUGUAGAAGUCCUUCAUACCUUGCGAGAAAUGAAGAAUUCAUAUAUAUAAAUUUUACUUUAUCAUUUUUCUUUUGCUCUUGUUUAUAAUCUCAAUCGAUUUCGCAAUCAUCUUGUUAAUGUUGUAAAAGGCUUCGAUCCGUUCUAUAUCACAUACGUUCUUUCGUACAUCUUCAAUGUCUGAAAUAGCCACUUGCACUUUCUGGCUCGAUUGCCUCAACCGUCUUUUCGUCUCUACAAUACGUGGCACUUUGCGAUGAAUAUGGUCUGAUAUCCUAUAAAAUCCAAGUGAACAAUCGUUCAAUGACAUUAGCAAUAUCUGAGAAAACCCUUGCAUAGCUU